UCAUCUAAACAGUAAAAGCUGAAAGAAGCAGUAAAGUCAGCAGCAGGAAUUAGUUUCCUUUCCCGUAUGCUUUGAAUUUCCACUCCUUUUCACAAUAAAUAAAUAAAUGGUUUUCCAUCUAACAACUACUAAAUCAAUCCAUCUCCAACAACUAAUGUUGUUGCUCUAGAUUUAGAUACAGAGCAUUAGUCAAUUACCCCACUAAUUACCCUCAAGAAAAUUAGUGCUGCAAAUGUCAAUUCUAAAUUAAUAAAACCUUUGAUGAUUUUGAGAUGAUGAUGAUCUUCUUCAUGAGACUUGGUCUCACAAGUACAAGGAAGGUAGGAAAGAAAGAGGGAUGGGGUUGAAAGUGAAACAAUAUAUUUAUUAAUAAUACACUCUUCCAAUCAAAAUUCAUUUUGUCUCUCUCUCUCUCUCAAAUAAAUACUGCAAUUUCUUCUUCCUUCUUCUUCUUUUAAUUUAGGAAAGAUUUUGGGUUUUGGAAUCAAAACGUAACAUAACAGACCAGACCAGAAGAGGUUGAGAUGAUAGAGAAGAAAAUGAAGAUCAAUUGGUGUUUUGGAUUGGUGUCUCAGUCUGCAGCUGCUGAUUGUUAUUAUAAGAACAAUACUAGUACUACCUCUCUGGUGAUGGUGGUGGUGUUGCUGUUGACUACUCUCUUUUCUAUUGGAGCACAGCCUAUUACCGCUCCUAUCGAAGUAACUGCGUUACUAGCAAUCAAAGAAAAUCUGACUGAUCCAAGGAAUUUCUUGAAGAAAUGGAGUAAGCAGACAGACCCAUGUACCUCCAAUUGGACUGGUGUGCUAUGCUUCAAUACUUCCUCUCCUAUCGACGGCUAUCUACAUGUCCGAGAACUGCAAUUGCUGAGUAUGAAUCUUACCGGAACCUUAUCACCCGAGCUUGGUCGAUUCUCUUACUUGGAAAUUAUGGAUUUCAUGUGGAAUAAAAUUACUGGGAGUAUACCCAAGGAAAUCGGCAACAUUAAAACAUUGAAGCUGCUUCUCUUGAAUGGGAACAGAUUGACAGGUUCUUUACCAGAGGAACUUGGUGAUCUUCCAAAUUUGGACAGAAUUCAGAUAGACCAGAACUUCAUAUCUGGACCAUUGCCUAAGUCAUUUGCCAACUUGACCAAAACAAAGCACUUUCACAUGAACAAUAACUCAAUCAGUGGAUCAAUUCCACCAGAGCUUUCCACACUACCUAGUCUUGUUCAUUUCUUGCUUGACAAUAACAAUUUAUCAGGGCCUCUACCACCAGAGUUCUCUAGGCUGCCUAACCUGCUUAUUAUCCAACUUGAUAACAACCACUUCGAUGGGGGAAUUCCAGAUUCUUAUAGCAACAUGAAAAAGUUGUUGAAAAUGAGUCUUCGAAACUGCAGCUUGACAGGACCGGUUCCUGACAUGAGCAGGAUACCAAAGCUCGCGUAUUUAGAUCUCAGCUCAAACCAGCUUAACGGGUCAAUACCUUCAAGUAGGCUCUCGGACGAUAUGACCACAAUUGAUUUAUCAAACAACCAGCUGGAGGGGAUUAUUCCUGCCAGUUUUUCUGGGCUUCCUCGUCUACAGAGAUUGUCGCUGGAGAAUAAUUCUUUGAAUGGUUCCAUUUCAUCGAUCAUUUGGAGCAACAGGACUUUCAACGCAACCGAAAAACUUAUCUUAGAUUUCCAAAAUAACUCGCUUUCAGAUAUUUCCGGCACUCUUUCCCCCCCUGUCAAUGUCACCAUCAGGCUUCAAGGAAAUCCUGUAUGUAUGUCUGCCAACCAACUCAACAUAGUUGAUUUCUGCGGGUCUCCUACCGAAGACAAUGAUAUACCAGACCAAUCAAUCAAAACUAUUUGCGGGGAGUGUCCUAAAGACAACGAAAGAGUCACUGCAGCCCCUGUGCCUUGUUUUUGUGCAGUGCCUCUAAAAGUUGGAUAUCGUCUGAAAAGUCCGGGGUUCUCAGAUUUCCCUCCAUACAGGGAUGCCUUUAAUGUGUAUCUUUCAUCUGGUCUUAGCUUGGAACUCUAUCAGCUAUCUGUCCUUUCAGUUGCAUGGGAGAAAGGGCCUCGACUGAAGAUGCAUUUGAACUUGUUUCCUAAUCUCGUCAAUAUUUUCAACGAAAGUGAGAUUCGACGAAUCAGGGGUCUGUUCACAGGCUGGAACAUUGACGACAGUGACAUUUUUGGCCCAUACGAACUAAUGAAUUUCACUCUGGGAUUUUACGAAAAUGUGGACCUAAAACCAUCAAACUCAGGGUUAAGCAAGGGUGCGUUGGCGGGAAUCAUACUAGGAGUCAUUGCUGGAGCAGCUACGUUGACUGCACUGGUUUCAAUUUUUAUUGCGAGAAAACAUAUGAAAACCUAUUAUCGUGCAGUAUCUAAGAAACGUCUAUUGUCGAAGAGGAUCCCAAUCAAGGUUGACGGUGUCAAAGGGUUUACUUUCGAAGAAAUGUCUCUAGCUACAAACAAUUUUGACAGCUCUACUCAGGUUGGUCAAGGAGGCUAUGGUAAGGUAUAUAGAGGUGUUCUAUCUGACGGAACAGUUGUGGCCAUUAAGCGUGCACAGGAGGGGUCAUUACAAGGGGACAAGGAAUUUCUAAACGAAAUUGAGCUGUUAUCAAGGGUUCAUCACCGAAAUCUAGUUUCUUUGAUUGGAUACUGCGAUGAAGAAAGUGAACAGAUGUUGGUUUACGAGUUCAUGCCAAAUGGAACAUUAAGAGAUCACCUUUCUGCAAAAUCAAAGGCAGCAUUGAGUUUUGCUAUGAGACUGCGAAUAGCUACAGAUUCAGCCAAAGGUAUCCUUUACCUACACACGGAGGCAGAUCCCCCCAUAUUCCACCGAGACGUCAAAUCCAGCAACAUAUUGGUCGGCCCCAGAUUUAGUGGGAAGGUUGCUGACUUUGGACUUUCACGUCUUGCACCGGUUCCAGAUAUGGAAGGAACGACUCCUGGGCAUGUAUCAACAGUUGUAAAGGGCACUCCUGGUUACCUUGAUCCGGAGUAUUUCUUGACGCACAAGUUGACAGACAAAAGUGAUGUCUAUAGCCUUGGAGUUGUGUUUCUAGAGAUUUUAACAGGGAGGCAACCAAUUCAACACGGUAAAAAUAUUGUUCGUGAGGUGAAUGGGGCCUAUAACUCUGGCAUGAUCUUCUCGGUAAUAGAUGAAAAAAUGGGAUCUUAUCCUUCUGAAUGUAUUGAGAAGUUUGUUAGGUUGGCCCUGCAAUGUUGUCAAGAAGAUACAGAUGCUCGACCUUCGAUGGCAGAGGUCGUAAAGGAAUUGGACGGCAUCUUGCAUAUGAUACCACAAUCUGACAUCAGCGUAGAUAUUUCGACAGACCACACUGCAUGUGAUUCAGAAAUAUCAAUGACGACGACGACCACCAGGACACCACCUUCAUCAUCAAUGGCAAUGAAUAAUAGGGAUCAAGAUCUUUAUGUGUCUUCAGAGUAUAUCUCCGGCAGCAACCUCGUCAGUGGUGUCGUUCCAACCAUUGCACCUAGGUAAUUUUUUUUGAAAUACAAGCAUCUCCACUCUGGGUAACGAAAUGACUCGAAGAUUACAUAGUUAUACUCCUAUUUAGUGAACUCUUUUGUGCCUACACAUUUGUUCAUAUGUACAGUCAAUCACCAAUUCUUAUCGAAGUUUAUUUUUUAUCAACAUAAAUGAUCCAAAUCAGGCCAGGCAAAAAAGAUAAUGUGAAAUAAAGAUGCUUCAAUGCAGCAUUUACACAUUCAAGGUCAUAUUUUUUUGAAUCAGACCUGGACACAUCCAAAAAUGUAAAACUACCUGAAUGUAUGAUUCUCAUCUAUAUCAUUAUAAACCCUCAAGAAUAUUCAU
Molecule: messenger RNA, 3818 nt
Organism: Papaver somniferum (opium poppy)
Lineage: Eukaryota; Viridiplantae; Streptophyta; Magnoliopsida; Ranunculales; Papaveraceae
Product: probable LRR receptor-like serine/threonine-protein kinase At1g06840
Exons: 20
Coding region: 525-3485 (986 amino acids)
Biological process (GO): protein phosphorylation
Molecular function (GO): ATP binding; protein binding; protein kinase activity
Source: RefSeq, a predicted model, not a curated record